GGGGCACCAAGAUAUGAGGCAAGCCGCAAUUCAAAACAAACCAGCCCAAAACGUGUUAGAUAUCUUAGAAAUAAGAGAAAUAAACCUAUCAACUGUUCUUUACGCUCUCAUUGAACCUAACGGAACCCUAGGAAGGAAUGGCUGGACCCGACGUGAGAAAGCUAGCCCUCUUCUUUGAGACUCUCGCCGCCUCUUCUCCUCCUGAUAAGAGAAAAAGUUCAGAAAUCAUCAAUCGAAAAGGUUGCAGAGGAUCCGCUGGUUCAGGCACCUAUACAGUCUAUACUCCUGUCGUCUUCAUGGGGCAGAAUGACUUUGGAGGACCGGUGGCUAGGGGAGGUGCUUCUGUGGACAAACGACAAUGUGUGCCCUGCAAUGAGUGUUUUAACUCGCACCCCCCUUAUUCUUAUUGCCCUUACACCCCUUGUGAUAUUUGUGACAAGGUUCACGACUCUGCUCGUUGCCCUUACUUCGACCAUCUCCCACAAGGGGCAACUUUUCCCCCUGGAUAUGAAAUAGUUUGUCGAUGCGGUAAUUUAUUUAAUGAGGAUAAGUGGGCUUGUAGCUCUUGUGGUGGGAGCAUUCCAGUGCUUAAGGCCAAGUAUUGUUCCAUUUGUAACGUCUAUUAUCAGCACGGUGUAUAUGAAUGCCCAGUGGACAAGGAACAUGCUGCCAAGUAUAAAUCGGUCAGAGACGAGAUGCUUUCACGUGUGCCGAUUCCCCAUCGCCCUGUCUAUCCAGAAUCAUCAUCAGGAAUUCCCUAUGUUCCAACUACUCCUUCCUCGUCGGUUUGUGGAGACAUGAAAGAAGGCAAGGACCCCGUCUAUAUUCCAGAAUCAUCAUCAGGAAUGACCUAUUCUCCAACUGCUCCUUCUUGGGUUUGUGGAGACAUGAAAUAAGGCAAGGACAUGAACAUAGGCACACCUUGUUGGAAGCCUGUUUCGUGGACCCUGUAGUGUGAUUGCACCAAAAGAGGAUUCAAUGAAUGUAACUUUAUGAGUUUAAUGUGAUUGAACAUGAACACGCCUGGAGAACUUUUUAAU
Fragaria vesca subsp. vesca is the source of this 1040-nucleotide messenger RNA. RefSeq lists its product as uncharacterized. The transcript is spliced from 3 exons. The coding region runs from base 138 to 896 and encodes 252 amino acids. Lineage: Eukaryota; Viridiplantae; Streptophyta; Magnoliopsida; Rosales; Rosaceae. The record is from RefSeq and is a predicted model, not a curated record.